AUGCCUUCUGCCCCUGCUCUCGGCGCCCUGGGCGUGACCUUUACGGCCAUGCGCGUCAUGGAGGGCAUUGCGCUCCUCACCAUCAUCGGCCUGUCUGCCAACUUUAUCAGUGACGCCGUCAACGCCGGCUACGUUGCGCCUCCUCCGCUGGUCGGCACUCUUGUCGUGUCCUGUCUGGCCACCCUGUACAUUGCCAUCAGCUACAUCCUGUACUACGACUCGAUGCUGCCCAUGCUCAUCGCCACGGGCGCCGACGCGGCGGUCCUCAUCAUGGUGAUUGUCGUGGCGGUGCUGCUCGGCAAGCCCGUCAGCUACCUCCAGUGCGAGUCGUACCCGUCCAAGGGCAACACGGCCAACUUUAUCCACUCUGUCUACAGCAACGUCAAAAAGACCAACUCCAACGUCUUCCUCUGGGUGGACCCGGACAAGACGGCCUGCUACGAGGUCAAGGCCGUCUGGGGCCUGAGCACCGCCCUGUGCAUCAUGUUUGCCAUGUCUGCCAUUGUCUCCGGCGUGGGGGGACAGGCUUCUGGUCCGAACGUGCUGCGAAAGGGCCGGAGUCUGGGCACCACGGCGGUGACGGGGCCACAGGAGCGCAAGCUCGCAUCGCAGGGAUCCGUGGCGUCGUCGUCGUCGUCUUCUGGCGGGUCCAACGUCCACGAGUCCUUGCCCCUGCCUGUUCCUGUUCCCGUUCACCGGGCCUCCCCGCCUCCCACGGCUUCUGAGCGACCGUCACGGUUUGGAGAGGUGGCCCGCCCCGUGGAGAGCCUGCCUCGGCUUCAGAUCCCACCGCCACCGCCCAUCCCGGAGGAUCCUUCUCCUUCUCCUUCUCCCCAGCCGCCGCCAAAGAGUCCGCUGAGCCCGCUGCUGGCGAGGGCUCGGUCGAAGAGAAGGACCAUCAUGUCUAGGGUGGAGGGCUGGUGGGAUCUGGGGUUGCUGGACAGACGGCAAACACUGUUUGGCAAGAGGGGUUGA
This is a messenger RNA of Emericellopsis cladophorae, 975 nucleotides long. RefSeq lists its product as uncharacterized. Lineage: Eukaryota; Fungi; Ascomycota; Sordariomycetes; Hypocreales; Bionectriaceae. Bases 1 to 975 code for a protein of 324 amino acids. The transcript has 3 exons. The record is from RefSeq and is a predicted model, not a curated record.